Molecule: messenger RNA, 255 nt
Organism: Knipowitschia caucasica
Lineage: Eukaryota; Metazoa; Chordata; Actinopteri; Gobiiformes; Gobiidae
Source: the annotation of a GenBank genome assembly
AUGAAAACCCACCAGGUUUUGAGCCAUGAUUUAUUCUGCAAAGAUUUCACACGCUCCAGACACAACAACUGCAGCGGCACGGAGCGUCACGACCCCCAGAACUGGACCAGCUCAGACAAACAGGUGCAUAUGGUCAGUGUUUGGUCCCACACCCUGCCCCUCUGCCCCCCUCUUCAGUGGUGGACGUCCGGAUACCAGGGCGAUUUCCACGGGGAUCUUGCGGGGACUGGUCAGGGCUGUGGGGAUCAGUCAUGA